Molecule: messenger RNA, 3441 nt
Organism: Filobasidium floriforme
Lineage: Eukaryota; Fungi; Basidiomycota; Tremellomycetes; Filobasidiales; Filobasidiaceae
Exons: 14
Coding region: 1-3441 (1146 amino acids)
Source: RefSeq, a predicted model, not a curated record
AUGGUGGCCCCUCUGAUACUCGGUGUCCAUCAUGAGACUGAAGAAGGCAAAGCUGCGUUUGACACAGAACUCGGCUGGUGGAAGUGCAAGUUUGCCCAUACGGCCCGGGAAAGCUUCAGUGCUAUACGACAUCAGGAUGCUUGGCUACCUUCACCUCUGGAACUCAAAUUUAGACGACAGUUUACCGAGGCCUGCCUAUCAGCUAUAAGCGGGAAGGUUCACAUAAAAAGGUUUGUCAAGAAGCUCAGGGAUUCAACCUCGAUCGUGGUAAAAGAUGUCUUUCAUACGGCAACAGACUUUGAGGACCCUUUUCCGCUGGACACGGUUCUGCAGGCCUACAAUGAUAUGGGAGAGGAGAACUUUAUUGCCCACAAGCAAGUGGUUGAAGAUCUAGAGGAAACGCCGAUUAUUCCUCUGCCACCUUCUCCCGCACCCACAUCCUCGCCUGCAGCAUCUACCUCUGUUGCUGCUCUCCCUACAUUGUCUCCUGCAGCCUUGACCUCGCAUUCAACUGGCGUAGGUGUCAACUUUAUUUCUUCUCCUGCCGCUGCUACCUUGGAAUCGACUCGGUUCAUCGUUACCCCCUCUACUGGCGUCUUGGUCAAUACAUCCUUCUCUACAAGUCCUCCAGCCGCCAGCUCAGGUUCAUCUACCACCACCACCUUUCCCAAUCCCGCUGCCAGUGCUCCAGCCUCUACUUCAGAUUCGACCACCACGACCACCUUUCCCGCUGCUGCUGUUCCCGAGCUGGUUAGAGCUGAACCUGUGGUUGGCAAGGAGGAGUACCAGUAUCUGGCAGGUUCUGUAGGAGAUCUGGCGGAAGGGUUGCAGGAGCUGUUGGAAAAGGUCGAGGUACAUCUGGAUCUGAUUGCCCUCAAGGAUCAGGAGUUAUGGGAGAACCAGGUCGACAUCCGCCAGAGGCAAGAAAGGGAACGGACAACCCUUUACAAUGCCUGGCAACAGACCAACGCCGAGAUGACCGCUGUCAAGAAAGAGAGUCGUGCGACGUCUCAGAAUCUUGGUAGCUUGCAGCAGAAGGAUCAAACUAUUGAUUCUCUGCAAAGACAGGUCGACCAGUUGACUCAGAACGCCGGGGAGGUUGCGGCCAAGGAUCAACUGAUCCAGUCGUUGCAACAACAGCUGGGCGAUCUGCAACAGCUCAUUGGGGAAGGCAAGGCCAAGGAUGAGGAGAUCACCUCUCUUCAGCAGCUGCCCGAGGAUAUGAAUCAGGCCAUCAGUGAGGAUUCGGCCAAGGAUGAAACGAUUGAGUCCCUACAGAACCGACUGGAAGUGGCUGCGUCUUGGAAAGGGCUCUUUGAAGAGCAGGAGAGGGAGAUGAUUGUGCUGCAACAAAAGGUGGACCAGCAUGAGAAUCUGAGCGGGAGCAUGAGGUCUAAGGACGCGAUCAUCGAGGAGCAACGUUUGAUCCUGCAAGCCAAGCAGAACAAGCUAGAGGAGAGGCACGCGGAGGCUGCCAGCUUCAAAACCGAGCUUGAACUAAAAAACGAGGCCAAGCAGAAGGAUCGGCUCGGAUUCCAGCUCAAGGAGAGGCAGAAGGAGGUGGCUAAGUUGAAAACCGAGGUGGAAUCGCUCAACUCCCAAGCGAGGCAGAACGACCAACUUGGAUUUCAGCUAGACAACCUCGAAACAGAGGUUGGGCGACUCCAAGCCGAAGCCAAGCAGAACAAUCGCCCUGGGUUUCAGCUGGAGGAGAAGCAGAAGGAAGCGAACAGGCUCGGAUCUAGCUUACACGAGAAGCAGAAGGAGGUCGAGAGGCUUGGUACCAGCUUGCAGGAGAAGCAGAAGGCAAUUGAGCAGCACAAGGAUCUCGCUGCUAAAUUGGUAGAGAAGCAGCAGGAGGUUGACGGGCUCGGAGCUAGCCUGCAGGAGAAGCAGAAGGAGAUCAAGGCGCACGACAACCUUGCUAUCCGGCUCAACAAGAGAGACAAGCAGCUCGAAAUUGUCCGAAAAGAGGUCAAGGCGCACGAUGCUCUUGCUACCCGGCUUGAAGAGAAAGAGAAGCAGCUCGAGACUCUCAGAAAAGAUGUCAAGGCAGGCAACGCUCUCGCUACUCAGCUCAAAGGAGGUCAAGGCGCACAACGCUCUUGCUACUGGACUGGAGGAGAAAGAGAACAAGCUCAAAGCGCUGAAACAGGAGGCCAAACAGCAAAGCAAUCUGACCGUCUCGCUCAAGGAAAAGGAGAAGCAUUCCAACAAGCCCAGGGACGAGAUACAGAACCUGAAGACGCCGGAAAGAUCGAGGCCGCAUCUGUGGCCAAUAUGGACUCCACUCGUUGGCGAUUGCCAUCCAUACUGUAUCACCGAGUGGAUCAAGCUGCCCAACCUCGACAGGACGCAGGGGUCAAUGUGAUCCCAUCAAAUCAGGUCAGGGUUUGCGAUUCCAGAGAUACCACCACCAUGCAAGAGAGCCCAGCACGGGUGGACGAGGAGGACGAGAAGCUAGUCGGGGAGUUGGGCCAGAUCCCAAGACAGCCCGUGGUAGAAUUAUCUGCUACCACACAGACAUCGCGGCGGUGUGCCGGCGAGAAGUUUAGGAAGAGGCGCCUACGGCACCGACGGUUCAAGUCAAUUAAUGGCUUUGGCACUAGCAGGCCGGCCCGAUCAGCUACGGGUGAAACAGCAGCAUCGUCGCCGACGUUGACGCUCAGGAUUAAGCUAACUACUGAUCUCGUAGAGGUCGUAGAGACUGCUGCGGGAUGCAUGAUGUCAUUGUCAACCCGAUACUGCCACAGCGCGCAGAGUCACUAUUCCACCUGUCAGCCCUCGCAUGAUGGCACAUGCACCAUCUUGACAGAGGGACUGGCUGACGAUGGACAUCGGGUUCUCAAAGCUGAGUGGAGAGCUCCAGCUGACGGAACUAGCAACGAAUCGAACAGCGAUGCAGCCGCACAGAUCCAGUUACCCUGCGUAUCACUCCACGUCGUCCAUCGUCCACCUGACGCACGAAUUCACGUACACGUACAGCAGCCCGCCGGAAUGACACCCUGGAAAGUUUACGAACUGUUGGAGGCCUCACAUGAUGAGCUGGAUCCCUCCUCGCGAGACGCCUCGAUCUUGAGUCAGGCGAUGGAGGCCACAGCAAAGUUCGCAACAGAAACAGAUCAGCAGGCCAUGGACGCACAAGUAGCUGAAGAAGAAAGGAAACGUGUUCGAAAGGAGGCAGCGGAACGGAUCGCUCUCCUCUACAGGAGACGGACCAGUGUUCAGGGUUGGAGAGCAAGUGUCGUCGCGGGCAGGUCACAGUUUUCAGACGCGAUUAUAAAGAUCGCCUCCGACAAGGAAUCGAGAAUCCCACGGGAAGCUGAAGUCACCUGUCUUGAUCAAGUGCUGCAGGAGUGUCAAAGGCCCAACCUGGACAAAGAGUUCUUGACAGCCGUUGUUGCCAAGGUUUUUCUUGAGCCUUUGAUGACCGAGUCAUGA